AUGCGCGCCGGCGCAAAACCGCGCUGCGCCUUGAUAGCCUCGUGGGAGUUGCGCGUUCGUUUGCUCCGGGUUCGCGUCUCUUUUCUUCUCUCCGGGUUAAGAUACGGCCACGACAAACCCUGUUCCCCGGGCUCAAAGAAGCUGGUUAAAGCGAACCCCUUGAAACAGUCGGGUGAGCUUUUAAAAAAGGAAAUCUUUGUUGGAAAUCUCCCCCUGGAUAUCAAAGAGGAAGAGAUUGCCUUCUUAUUCAAGGAUUUUGGAAUCAAAUCUUUGAAGAAGCACAGUAAUUCUUUCAAAUGUUUUGCAUUUCUGGACUUGAUGUCCCCAGAAGCCGCGAAAUUAGCAAUCCAGCUUUUGAAUGGACACUUCGUAAAAGGGAGACCGAUGUCCGUCGCGUUUUCGGAAAACAGGAAAACCCACGAGGUUGCGAAAACCAUCCCUCCGAUGCCGGAUUUGGAAUUGGUCCCACCCAGUGAAUAUGGAUUUACCAAUGGUGCCACCCAUAACUCCCCUGUAAAUCAGAGGGCCUGCUAUGCUGUCCCCAUGGAAAUGAGAAGUUCAUUUCUGUUCCACGUGCUGAACGGCUGCUUUGGAGAUGCCAAGUGGCUCGUUUCCGUGGCCGGCGUGGCCGCAGGGGAGGCGGGGCUUUUGGUGACGGACACGUUCCCGAUGAUGCCGUACUUCUGGGGCAUGGUCCUCAACGAGGAAAGCUGCAAAUCCAUGGAGAAGCUCUUCACAGCUUUGGCUGAGGCCGAGGCCAGCUUGCCCUUCCUGGCCAAAGAGGAGGUGCAGAGCGGGACUCGGUGCCUGGCCCAGUGUGACAUUGGGGAAGAGAGCAGCGCCUGGAACAGAUGUUGGGUGCUGGGCCCUGUGGGCGACCAGGCCGUGGUCUUCUUUGUGGACUUCGGCCGCUGCACCAGCGUCCCCCUGAACUCGCUGCGGAAGCUGGACGGGGAGGAAUUCUGGGAAAUCCGCCCGUUGGCUCAGCCCUUCAUGCUGGAGGAAGGAGUUUUCCCCCCACAAGACAUUCGAAGGCAAAUCCUGGUAGGAAAACUGAAAGGACCUUCUCAAUGGGAGCCGCACAUUUUAAAGUUUGUUGCCAAAACAGGCUAAGAAGUUGUGGAGUUGUGAAGUCCGCUGCAUCCCCUGCAAUCUUGAAGUACAUCUAAUUUUCUUCGUUGGGAAAAAGUUGCGGUUUCAUCGUCCCGAAAAAUAAAGUGUUUUGUUUUCUAAGUGAGGCCAGUUUUUUUAAAAGUUGGUUUAAAAAUUGGUGGAGGGAGGGAGAUACAUUAAUUUGGUUGCUUCAUUGAGGCCUUAAAACUUUGUGUUGCAAAGGGGGAGAAAAUUUUAUUUUUCCUACGGCAUUUUUGUCUUGGGACAGCUGGAAUUGUGCGGGAUGUGUAAGUAGAAUGCGGGGGGGAAUUACAUAAAUCUGUAUUUUGGCUGUUCUGUUGCAACCUUGUUCUCUUUAAGUUUGUUAUUGCAAUUAAUUGAUUAAAAGGCUAACUGGAUCCAGAAAUUGGCGUGUUUCUUUUCCUUCCAUUAUAAAAAUACACUUUUCAGCCAACGCCAAGCAGACGCGAUCAGAUUAAAUUAAAAGAAAAAUAAAGCUGCUGAGUGGUUUUUUUUUCUUAUCGUUUUGCUUUUCUCUCCUUGGGCAAAGGGGGAUUUUAUUUUAGGAGUCUCUGCUCUUGGAAAAAAAAAAUUGAGUGUAUUUUUAUUCUGCUCCAAGGCCAGAUUAUUAUUUUUUUUAAUUCUGAAAGAUGCCUUUCCUUAUUAAGAUGGUUUUGAAUCUUAUUUUUAAAAAUUGCACUCGUCUGAACAGACUUCAGAUCUGGAAUAGGUGUGAAAUGCAGAAUUGCUAGAGAAGAACCAAUAAAUCUUACAUCGGAGUCUUUGGAAAUAGCUAGAAUUUAGGGGGAGGUGUUGAAUUUCUAGUCCUCAAGAGGGCAAGAUCAACCUCGACUCUAGGGAAGUAGCGAAGGGGCUUAUUGUCUUAUUUUCCUUUUUAAAUUAAAUUUUAUCAGGCAUACACUCCCGAGUGACGGUGAUUUUCAUACACACGAUGAAAGGCUCAGCAAAAUUGGAUCCUUUUUUUUUUUUUAAGAAAAUGGAUUAGAUCUGGAAAGAUUUCCCCCAGAUCUCCCCGCUUGGGGGCUGCUGCAGAUUAAUGUGGCUUUUUCUCUCUCUCUCUCUCUUUUUGCUAGCAUUUAAUCUGCUUUUUAAAGGGCUUCAACAUCUUUUCCAAGCAUUUCUGGCUGUGAAAAUGCAAUUACACCUUCUUGCGCGGAUGGUUGAAACAGACCGGUACCCGUGCCUGGUUUUUUUGGGGGAAAAGAGAUUUUUCUAGCACCCACCAGAUUCUCUCUUCAUCUCCUUUUCUGUAGCCGCUCUUCAGAUGGCCGGACUGGGGAAUCUGAAGCGAGGAAUCUUAAGCAACCCGGUGCAAUUUCGUCCUCCUUUCGCUUUUCAAUGUUUUAUCGCUGAGAAUUUGAACUCCGUUUAUCUUGAGAAGGGCGUGCAAACAUUCCUCGCUUAACGACCGGCUGUUUCCACAACGGUUCCACGUUACAACAACAA
This is a messenger RNA of Notechis scutatus (mainland tiger snake), 2580 nucleotides long. The record is from RefSeq and is a predicted model, not a curated record. Lineage: Eukaryota; Metazoa; Chordata; Lepidosauria; Squamata; Elapidae.